Molecule: messenger RNA, 211 nt
Organism: Hydatigera taeniaeformis
Lineage: Eukaryota; Metazoa; Platyhelminthes; Cestoda; Cyclophyllidea; Taeniidae
Source: the annotation of a GenBank genome assembly
CUACACUCUGAGUCGUCUGGAGGGUCGCUUGGGCACGCCGGAGAGACCCCUGUCGGAGCAGGGGCUCUUGGUGUACAGGCGGUAUUGGCGAUGGGUCUUGCUCUCAUUUCUCCAGCCCUACCGCCACAAGGACGUCUCCUUUGAGGGUCCGUCGCCUCCUGCUUUGUUUUUUUCCAAAUGUCCGAUUGUGCCUCGAUGGGUGGUCGUCUGA